Molecule: messenger RNA, 3609 nt
Organism: Culex pipiens pallens (northern house mosquito)
Lineage: Eukaryota; Metazoa; Arthropoda; Insecta; Diptera; Culicidae
Gene: nuf
Product: rab11 family-interacting protein 4B
Exons: 13
Coding region: 782-2182 (466 amino acids)
Biological process (GO): regulation of cytokinesis; endocytic recycling
Cellular component (GO): cleavage furrow; midbody; recycling endosome membrane
Source: RefSeq, a predicted model, not a curated record
GUGGAGGUCAGUUCGUUCGUCGACUCGCGCGCGUUUGUGCAUUUUUAUUUCGUUUUUAUCGCAACGUGUGCGUGUGUAUCGGUCGCUCUAUUGUGGCGUUCUUUUUUUUGUUGUUUUACUUCAAAACCUCCAAAUAUACCUUACGCCCGUGCUGGUGUAAUAAUAGUCCGCAGAUCGACGCGCGCGCGUAUCAAUUUAGUGUGUACGCGACAGGAGCUCGUCGGGCGGCAGUGAUACUUAAAAAAAUAGGAAGGAAAAGGUCGUGGAAGUGCAGCGAAGGUUCUCCGUCCAUUUGGAAGAGUCAGUGAUCAGUAUUGAAUAAGUGUUUUUUGCAACAAAAAAGGUGAUUAAGUUUUACACAAAAAGUGCGGUGAUUUGCGAAUCUGAAUAGAACCAGCUAGAAGUGAUCAAAGGAAGAAAAUCCCAACACUUGAAGCUCCAACCCCAUCAACAGUGCAGCAACAGGGAGUUGAAAAAGUCAAUUCCAAAAGGGAAGGUUCAUACCUGCUGGGAAGAGGCUUAGCGCGCUGGUCAAAGAAGUUCAACAGCACUCACACCAGCUAAGCCACGUUGCGAAACCUGAUUGUCGAGACGGCGAAGAGAAGCCCAAAGUAAAGCCCAGCGCAACACCAAUACAUCGGGCUUCAGCAAGAAGAAAAAAAAAAGGUUGAAAAACUACUUCUCCUCGACGAGACUCCGCGGUGUUGGCUCUGCGCAGCCAUUUCUUAUUUGAAAUUCUUCUUCAUACACCGUUAGCAUAGACCAAGAUUCCGCAAACGGGAUGAUGGCUCCAUCCCCUUCCAAGAGUACCAAAACGCAGCAUCCGUCGUUUAUAAUAACGGCGGACUCGGUGGAUACCAGCCCGGUACCGUCCAGUCCGCCCAGUACAGACGCACCCAAGUCGCAGUGCUCCUCUCUGUCAGACGGCGAAUCGUUCGAGUGCUACGGUGACAAUGACAUCUCUAUUUCGGAAAACGGAGGCGUGGACCUGGAGCUGGCCCCCACACUCAACUCUACUCCCAACGGAGAAAAUAACAAUAUCAAUACCAACGGCAUCACCCGACACACAUGGAGCCGCAUGAGCUUACGCGGUGCGCCUAAGAGCCAAAAUAAUGAUAAUCUGCCAAACAGACGAUGGGGCUCGAUGAGACACUCUGGAAAGCGACAGUUGGGAUCCAAUGCCUUAGCUAACCACCUAUACAGAUCAUCGAGUUUCAACUCGUCCGGCCGGAGCUCAAACUGUGAUACAGCAGAAGACAUGUAUAGCGAUGUAAGUUUGGAGGACGUGCAAGACUUAAACCAUAAGCUAGAGAUACUGCAGCGCCAAGUGACGAACCUGGCCGACACGCAGAACAAUGUCGAGGACCGCACCAGCCGGACGAAGGCCGAGUACGCCGUGCUGCAGGCCCGCUACCACAUGCUGGAGGAGCAGCUGAGGGAGACGGAACUGCGGGCGGAGGAACGGCUGGCGGAGGAGCAGAAGCGGCACCGGGAGCUGCUGGCGCGGGUCGAGCGGGAGGCCAAACUGCAGAAUGAAAACUGCCAGAUCCGGAUACGAACCAUCGAGAUGGAGGCGAACCAGCUGCGCGAGGAGAUCGCCCGGUUGCGGCUGCAGGCGGACAAACAGGCCGCCGACCUGCACGCCACCGAGGACAAGCUCGAGAAGGCGCGGGACGGCCUGAUGGUGUCGCAGCAGGAGCUGGCCGAGGCCAAAGCCAACGAGAAGAAACACAAAGCCGACAAGCAUGCCGCCGAGGAGCUGAUGGUCGAGCUGGGCAAGGAGUGCGAACGGCUCCGGUCGGAACGGGGUCCGGCGCUACCGACGACCUCGCCCGAAUCGCUCCGGUUAGAGGAACUGCACCAGGAGAUGGACGAGCUGCGGCAGAAGAACAAACAGCUCGAGGAAGCGAACGAGGAGCUGCAGGCGAUGGUGCUAACGAAGGGCGUCGAGGAGGGCCGAAACCUGCUCAACGGAACGUCCAACAGUCUCGCCCAGGAACUCGAAGCCAUGAGCCAGAACCAGGAUACCGUUGAUUCGUCCACAUUAGCGUCAUUAACACAGCUCCAGAUCGCAUUCCAGGACAAGGAAGAGGAAAACCGCCGGCUAAAGCACUACAUCGAGACGAUCCUGCUGCAAGUGGUCGAAAACUACCCGCAGCUGCUCGAGGUGAAGGCAGCAUAAGCAUUUCGGCUAAAGCCCCCCCCCGAGUGUGGAUUGCCUACUUAUGCUAAACGUGAUAGUUGCAACAAAAAGAAGAGAAAAACGGCCCUGUCCUGAAUGUGGUUUCAAAACAGCAAGAAACGAGCAAGGAUUUGCCCUCUAUUUAAGUUAUACGUGAAUGUCCGUCGAAAAGAGCAGCAGCAAGCUCUUGCAAGGUACAGAGAGCGAGAGAAGCAAAACAUCUUACAAGCAAUAUAUUUUAUAUGUAUUUAGAAUUUAGGAACUACACACAACCACACACUUUAGCUGAUAGACUCCCCCUCUUUUGUGUUUAGUGUUUUCGCUAGAGAGAAUAUUUUUUUAUAUAUUUGUAUUUUUAUAUAAAAGCAUAUUUUUCUUAGACUUUCCAACCAUUCAAGUACUAUUACCUUCGUCUAAUCGUUUUUGUUUUAUCAACGUUCAAACACUAGCAAAAUCAGAAAUUCUCCCCUCGAGAAGAGAUUGUAAAGAGAGUUGUUGAAAUCCCCCGUAGGAUAGAUCAAGUUGUAAUUUGUUUGAAAUCAAAAUAACUCUACUUUCGUUUCCGAACCGUUGAUUUAAAGAUUCCAACCGAGAUCAAUGCUCAAUUCAAAAUAAUUGCGCAAUUUGCAAGUGAUAUGAAGAACAAGUAGCCUUUUCUAUGUGUUGUGUACCCCAUACAAUUCCAGUUUUGUAUGCGCAGUUUUCGAACUGCUAAAAAGUAACGAAAAAAACGAGAAGGUGCUCAGAAUAAACCGUUUCAACUACACAUUUCUCUAUUGUUUCCUGUUUUACUAGCAGAGUUUGUGCACACUUACAUUGCGAUGUAUGUACUAGGCAUUUGAAGAAGAAGAUGAAGAUUUUGUAAAUAUUGUUUCCCUCCCUCCAAACUGAUGCAAAUAUCUUACAGUUUUAGUUGUGUAAGGAAAAAGAAACCUUGUAACCUGAGAAGAAGAAAAAACGUAAGAAAAUAAAUCAACAUUACAGCAAAGUGCUAUCGUUGGGCGUCUCAUCAAAAAAGAUAGAGUGAAAAAAAUAACGAAUUUGUUUCGGUUGGGCUACUUUUGGUCACCAACUAUCUAUUUACAAUCAAACCCCUUUUUUGUAACUGUUCGUUUUUGGCCGUCGUCGCAAUGGAAGGAAUUUAUCUUAAUUUAACUGUUUUACAAUUCGCGCGACGGCAAACGGAAUAUCAACACUGAUUGAGACAAAAAACAUGAUGCAUUAAUAUAUAUAAACUAACCCACACAAACAAAAAACAUGUUAGCGUUGCGCGAGACUAGAAACAUGUGAAGAUCGUGUGUCGCGAAGAACAGUUUUAAAUUGGAUGCCAAAAUAGCGUUCUACUACUACUACUACUACUACUACUACUAAACAGUACUGUGUAUUAGUAAUGUUGAAAGAAGGAAAUAAAAAUUUACUAAAGACUA